CACUUUCGCCUGGCAUAAGUUCAAGUGACUGGGGCUUACUCUUUUUGCCAGCUCGUGCAACUUGAAGAAGGACUUAUCCCCAGUAUAAAAGUUUCGCCAUUACUCUAAGGACCCAUCGCUUCCCAUGGAAGCCUGCGUAGGCAUAGCAGAACUCCGCUUACUCAUAACACAGUGUGUAGAAGAUAACCGGACUCUUUCCAGGCUUGCAAGAGUAAACAAGUCGUUCAGGGAACCUGCCCUCAACGCUCUCUACGCCAGCAUCGACUCCCUUCUUACCUUGGUCAAAACUCUACCACCGGACUUAUGGGAGCUUCGGGAGGAUGGUAGUAAGCGCGACCCGAGAUGUCAUUCAAUCCGGUUUACCCGUCGGAUGUCGAGCAGAGACUGGGACGUGCUACUCUCGUACGCGUCCCGCGUCCAGAGCGUCAAGGAGCAGUUCCCUAGAGGAUCUGGCGAGCCCGGAGUCAUCCUUUCAAGUGGUGUCUACGACUCGCUCAGUCGGUGCCCUUUUCCGCACCUGUUCCCCAACCUCCGAGCGCUGGACGUGCGUACGGCGGGAUCAGAAAGCUAUACGUGGCUUGUGGGCAUUUUCCUUGGUCCAUCGCUGCGGAAGCUGAAACUUUACACGUCGGCUGCUCAUGACGCCGACGAUGAGACGUUGCUCGAGUACGCUCCGCGUAUCGCAGUGAUGUGCCCUCUGAUGGAGGAGAUCACUGUUUUGGCUUUCGUGCGCCGGGAAACGCUGAGCCUCGCCAGGUCUGAGACAGUUUGCGCGUGGAAGCAUUUGCGCAGUGUCAAUUGGGGACCCGUGGAUGACUCUAUGCUUGCGCAUAUGAGUGUGCUUGAGCGGUUCAACUCACUCACGGUUCCCGUCCACAGCAAGUCGCGGUGGUUGGCUUCCGACACGCGUUUCUCGCUCAGGGAGCUUACAUAUCUCGCGCUCAAGACAGACUCCGGAAAGACAGCGGUGCGAGCACUCGAGCGUCUCCUUGGUUCCCCCCCUCCUUCAUCCCCUCCGUCCACCUCCAAUCAGCCAGCUAAACUAUCUCGAUUUAUCUGUACGACGGUCGAGCUCAAGGCAGUUUCUAAGCUCACGUCCUCUUUGACCCGUCUAUGCUCUGAUAAAGAAAGCAUCCUUCUCGUCUGGCUGUCCGACGGGGACUUGUUCGGCUCAGACCUCACAAGAAAGCACUCCACCGAUUGGCUGGAUGGUAUCAACGCUCUAUCGACCUUUCAAAACCUGCGCAUUCUCCGUGUCUGGUACUCCAAACAGCCCUUGAAAGUAUCUGCCAAGCAGCUGUGCGACCUUGUUGCGAACUGGCCUCGUCUAAAGUGCCUGUCGUUUGGCAAACUCGAGAACCCCAUCAGCUUCGUCUCGCUCGUUGAGAUUAUACAGAUCCUCCCACGUGCCUUCGAGGUUGUCGUUCCUACCAUGAUAACACCACUGGAUACGACCGGCGAUGUGUUCAAGAAGGACCCAGAAAUGGUGGUACCAGUAUUCCGGCGGAUAAAGAAGCUGUGUCUUCAUUAUCAGCACGAGGGGGACAAACCGAAUCUUCAAACUGUCGAGUCGGUUGCGGACUUGCUGUGUUACGUGAUGCCGGGCCUGGUGUCGGUUCAGCCCGUAGAGGAGUACAAACAUGAGCACAAGAAGUACUGGGAGAAUGUGGUCCAGGCGAUGUUGGCGGAACAUGAGCGCGUACGUGCCAUAGAGGAAUCAUAGUACUUAUUCUAUAUAGCAUACGAUCCCGAGGUGGAAUCUCAGCCCUGACAUACGGA
Molecule: messenger RNA, 1779 nt
Organism: Coniophora puteana RWD-64-598 SS2
Lineage: Eukaryota; Fungi; Basidiomycota; Agaricomycetes; Boletales; Coniophoraceae
Exons: 2
Coding region: 125-1723 (532 amino acids)
Source: RefSeq, a predicted model, not a curated record